UCCUCGAUUUUCGAUCGUGACAUGAUGCUUGAGCCUUCUGGAAAAUUUCAAACUCUCUCACUGUCUCGAUCGUGAAAAUAAUUAACAGUCUGAUUAUUUUUUUGACACUCGACACAUUUAUUUUGCAGCAAGAAGUACCGAUAUCCAGGUUGAUAAAGUCAAGUGGCUCGUGUAUAUCUAACAAGAAGAAUUACUGUGGACAUAUUUACUGCGAGCAGACGAGAAAUUAGAGUACAAUGAAGAUGAUGGCAGUCCCGGCUAAGCACACUCUUCACAGUGGAAUUUUUCAUCCUGUCCUACGAGAGUGGCAGUCGCCAAAUGUUGAGAUUACUGUUAAUAAUCUCAUGUAUCCAAUAUUUGUUUCAGAUGAAGAAAAUGCUAAAGAACCUAUUAACAGCAUGCCUGGUGUAUACCGCUAUGGGAUUAAUCAAUUAGAAAAGAUGUUGCAACCUCUGGUUGCAAAAGGUUUACAGUCUGUUUUAUUAUUUGGGGUCUCACAACAUCUUGAAAAGGACGAGAUUGGAAGCAAUGCCGAUAGUAUAAGGAAUCCUGUUAUUCAAGCUCUAUCGUUAUUGCGAGAAAAGUUCCCUACUUUAUUAAUAGCAUGUGAUGUUUGCUUAUGCGCGUAUACAAAUCAUGGACACUGUGGUAUUCUUAACAACGAUGGUAGCAUAAAUAACUCCAGCAGCAUCCAACGGAUCGCUGAAGUUGCUGUAUCGUAUGCAAAAGCUGGCGCGCAAAUUGUUGCACCGUCUGACAUGAUGGAUGGUAGGGUGAGUGCAAUAAAGCACGGUCUAGCCGCUGCUGGAUUGUCAAAUAAAGUGGCAGUCCUGUCAUACGCUGUAAAGUUCGCGUCAGGACUUUACGGGCCUUUCCGAGACGCGUCGCAGUCUGCACCAAAGUUCGGCGAUCGCAAGUGCUACCAGUUGCCUCCUGGUAGCAACGGAUUGGCAGCCAGGGCUGCUGCAAGAGACGUGAACGAAGGAGCGGAUAUGCUAAUGGUAAAACCAGGAUUGCCUUAUUUGGACGUGGUGCGACAUACGAAGGAUGCGCAUCCAGAAUAUCCUAUAUUUGUGUAUCAAGUGUCGGGAGAAUACGCUAUGCUGUAUCACGGUGCACAAAACGGCGCGAUAAACUUAGAAAAUGUACUCAACGAGAUAUUGCUCUCUAUGAGAAGAGCGGGCGCUGAUUGUAUCAUAACAGCUCUACUAAUAGUGGGACUGUUGUCAGUCGCCACAAUUGCGAAAGAGGAUAAAGAGAAGGAAGAUAUCGGCACAGUAAUAGGAAUUGAUCUGGGCACAACUUAUUCUUGUGUUGGCGUUUACAAAAACGGCCGUGUGGAGAUCAUCGCCAACGAUCAGGGUAACCGAAUCACGCCUUCUUACGUGGCGUUCACCAGUGACGGCGAGCGUUUAAUCGGCGAUGCCGCCAAGAAUCAACUGACGACGAAUCCAGAGAACACCGUGUUCGACGCCAAGCGCCUGAUCGGCCGCGAAUGGUCGGAUCCCACUGUGCAGCACGAUGUGAAAUUCUUCCCGUUCCCGGUCAUCGAGAAGAACAGCAAGCCGCAUAUUAAGGUCGACACUAGUCAAGGCGAAAAGGUCUUUGCACCUGAGGAGAUCUCGGCUAUGGUAUUGGGCAAGAUGAAGGAGACCGCCGAGGCCUAUCUCGGCAAGAAGGUCACUCACGCGGUAGUCACCGUGCCAGCUUACUUCAACGAUGCGCAAAGACAGGCCACCAAAGAUGCUGGAACAAUUUCUGGCCUGGUCGUAAUGAGGAUUAUCAACGAGCCGACUGCCGCUGCGAUCGCGUACGGUUUGGACAAGAAAGACGGCGAGAAAAACGUACUGGUGUUUGAUCUGGGCGGCGGCACCUUCGACGUCAGUUUGCUCACAAUCGACAACGGUGUGUUCGAGGUCGUUGCCACUAAUGGCGAUACCCAUUUGGGAGGCGAAGAUUUCGAUCAGCGUGUGAUGGAUCACUUUAUCAAAUUGUAUAAGAAGAAGAAGGGCAAGGAUAUUCGCAAGGACAACCGAGCUGUACAGAAACUGCGUCGUGAAGUCGAAAAAGCCAAACGAGCACUCAGCGCUAGUCACCAGGUCAGGAUCGAGAUUGAAUCGUUCUAUGAGGGCGAGGACUUCUCCGAAACCUUGACUCGUGCCAAAUUUGAGGAGCUGAACAUGGAUCUCUUCCGUAGUACUUUGAAGCCUGUGCAAAAGGUCUUGGAGGAUUCUGACAUGAGCAAGAAAGACGUGGACGAGAUUGUCUUGGUUGGUGGCUCGACUAGGAUCCCGAAAGUUCAACAGUUAGUUAAGGAAUUCUUCGGCGGCAAAGAACCGUCGCGGGGCAUCAAUCCCGACGAGGCCGUCGCUUAUGGCGCCGCUGUACAAGCCGGUGUACUUUCUGGAGAACAAGACACCGAUGCUAUUGUACUUCUCGAUGUUAAUCCUCUUACCAUGGGUAUCGAAACUGUUGGAGGUGUGAUGACUAAACUCAUUCCAAGGAACACGGUCAUUCCAACGAAGAAAUCUCAGAUCUUCUCUACAGCGUCUGACAGCCAGCACACGGUCACGAUUCAAGUAUACGAAGGUGAGCGUCCCAUGACCAAGGACAACCAUCUGCUCGGCAAGUUCGAUCUGACUGGCAUUCCACCGGCGCCACGUGGCAUACCGCAAAUCGAGGUCACCUUCGAGAUCGACGCCAACGGUAUUCUGCAGGUUUCGGCCGAGGACAAGGGCACUGGCAAUCGCGAGAAGAUCGUCAUCACGAACGACCAGAAUCGCUUGACGCCCGACGACAUCGAGCGGAUGAUCAAGGACGCGGAGAAGUUCGCCGACGACGACAAGAAGCUGAAGGAGCGCGUGGAGGCGCGCAACGAUCUCGAAUCGUACGCGUACUCGCUGAAGAACCAGUUGGCCGACAAGGAGAAACUCGGCUCGAAGGUGAGCGACGCGGACAAGACCACGAUGGAGGAGGCUAUCGAGGAGAAGAUCAAGUGGUUGGAGGACAAUCAGGAUACCGAGCCGGAGGAGUACAAGAAGCAGAAGAAGGAGCUCACCGACAUCGUUCAGCCGAUCAUCGCCAAGCUCUAUCAGGGCGCGGGCGGCGGUGUGCCGCCCACCGGUGCAGGCGAGGACGACGAUAUCAGGGACGAACUUUAACUGCAAAUUAGCGACCCGCUCACCUCGGUUCGCGACUCAGACUGAUUACUCGCCUUCCGAGAAGAUACUUUAACAGAAGUGUUGAUAUACAUUUACGAGAGGCUGAGCGCGGUAUAACACACAGCGAGAUCCAUAUUCUCGCCGUACGUUUAGCUGAAAGUGGCUGUCUGGUUCUAAGUUUUACUUAGAUAAUAUGUAGUAUACACUAUCUAAUAACUUUAAGGCUUAGGUUAAGAAAGGCGUUUGAAGCUAAAUGUGCAGUGGGAAUACAAGUCUUCGUACAUAAGUCUUACAUUUGAAAAAAGAAAUGCAAGAAAAUGCUAAUGAUGUUGAGAAAUCGUUAGAUUUCAAGAGAAUGAGAUUCUAGAUCAUGGAUACUUUCUAGAUCUUGACUUUUUUUUCCUUGAUUCUUUUGACGACUCUUGUCGACAUCAUCGAGCAUUUUCGACACUGCGCUCAUUUCUCCCUCUCCUCCCUCCCCGCGACACAAGCAUACUUGACUCCACCGCAUUGUUAAUUUAUUUCGAAUUGUUUUGUAUGUUUUUCCCACUAAGUGUAACAAUCGAAUAAUCGGUUAAUCGUGGAGUUAAAGUGCGUUGAAAAUGAAAACUUGUGAGUAUGCGUAUGUACGACUGAAUGAGAGAGAGAAUGUGAAUGAAGUGCGCGGAGACGCGCGGGCUUGUAACUCGUAUACUGCCAGCGAGUUACAUCGUACUGUGUACAAUGUAGCCGUGUCUACGUGUGAGUGCAACUUUGUGUAUCAGUAACGCAAGAAUAAAGAUUUUUUCAGUAAACCGUAACUUCUGUCGGGAUAUAUCUUGCGGAAUCAUCCCCGCAUUCCGAGAUCUAUCCACAGAUCCUGAGAUUCGAUAUAUAAGUAGACAACACGCAUAUAUUUAAAGUAGCUCAAGAAUUUUAAAAUACGUCCUUGACGCGUGCUAAUAAACAUUCCUGCAGAAUUUGAUAUCGCUUGGUCACGUAGAGAUGUUUAUAGUUUUUCUAUGAAGCAUGUAUACGAGAAGAGUUCUAAAUGCAAACUGAAGUGUUCAGAUUGAAUGUAAGGAUGAAAAAAAAAAAAUAAAAUUUCCG
This is a messenger RNA of Wasmannia auropunctata (little fire ant), 4250 nucleotides long. RefSeq names its product heat shock 70 kDa protein cognate 3 (gene Hsc70-3). Gene Ontology annotation, molecular function: ATP binding; heat shock protein binding; ATP-dependent protein folding chaperone. Bases 237 to 3161 code for a protein of 974 amino acids. Gene Ontology annotation, biological process: endoplasmic reticulum unfolded protein response; cellular response to unfolded protein; tetrapyrrole biosynthetic process. Gene Ontology annotation, cellular component: membrane; endoplasmic reticulum chaperone complex; endoplasmic reticulum lumen. The transcript is spliced from 11 exons. NCBI's taxonomy places the organism in Eukaryota, Metazoa, Arthropoda, Insecta, Hymenoptera, Formicidae. The record is from RefSeq and is a predicted model, not a curated record.